AUGUCUCCCACUUCAUCCCUAACCACCAUCCCCACACCGAUCUUGCCUUCCACUGAUACUACAACAUCUGUGUUGAUCUUGCAUACACCCCGAGGCGGUGGUGUCCACCCCUGCACGUCCCUCACCCCAGUUUCCUCUUGCGUUUUCUCCCUUUCCCCAGCAGCAAUAACUUCACCCAGGAGAUUGUUUGUCCUUGCAACCACCACUCUUGGGUCAACCCCAGUUUCCUCUUACAUUAUGUAUGAGUUUAAAACAAAUCAUGGAGAAUGGAUCACUUCAAUGAAAUCAAAGUUUGGGGAUAAUGUAUCCGGACGUGUUCGUACAGCAAUCAAGUCAGUACCUCAGGAUGUAAAAGCUAUGUAUAAAGUGAGGACCGAAUUGUGUUCUGCAUUACAGAACCUUCUAAUAAGAUCUUAUUCUAUACUGAAAUCUGUGAGUCUACAGAUUUAUACUGAUACUCACAUCAUGAGUAAAUUGAAAGAUGUGCCUAUUUCAGUUCCUACUACAGUUCCUACAACAGAACCUACAGAGCCUGCAAAGGAGGGGCCUGCAAAUCCUACAAGAGUAUCUACAGUGCCUACGACAGUCCCUAUGGAGUCUACAACAGAACCUAUGGAGCAUACAACAGUACCUACAGCGCCUACACCAGUCUCUACAGUGCCUACAGAAAAACCUACACCAAUCGAAUAUAUUCGAAGUCCUAGAGCAGAAACAUAUCUAACUCAAGAUGGAACUAGGAAAUGGUUUCCAUAUUGUGUUGAAGAUAAGAAACCAUGGGAAGGAAUGCUACGGUAUACAAGAAUAGCAAAGGUAUCAUUCAAAAGUAUUAUCUUUGCAGUAGAGAAGGUAUCUUAG
This is a messenger RNA of Spinacia oleracea (spinach), 855 nucleotides long. RefSeq lists its product as uncharacterized. Bases 1 to 855 code for a protein of 284 amino acids. The transcript is spliced from 5 exons. The record is from RefSeq and is a predicted model, not a curated record. Lineage: Eukaryota; Viridiplantae; Streptophyta; Magnoliopsida; Caryophyllales; Amaranthaceae.